This is a messenger RNA of Candidula unifasciata, 441 nucleotides long. The record is from the annotation of a GenBank genome assembly. Lineage: Eukaryota; Metazoa; Mollusca; Gastropoda; Stylommatophora; Geomitridae.
AUGACAAUAUUCAACUUUUAUUUGUUUGAUCGACAUGGAACGUGUUUAUAUUACACAGAGUGGAGUCGAAAAAAACAACUGACAAUGAGCAAGGAUGAGGAAUUCAAGUUGAUGUAUGGGAUGAUCUUUUCCAUCAAGUCAUUUGCAAGCAGAUUGUCUCCAACAGACAUGAAGGAAGGUUUUCUCAACUUCACCACGAGUAAGUACAAGCUACACUUCUUUGAGACACCAAGUGGGCUGAAGUUUAUCAUGAACACAGAUCUUUCUGUGGGUGGAAUGAAGGAUGUGUUACAUCAGAUUUUUAGCUCUCUCUAUGUGGAAUAUAUAGUCAAAAACCCCCUGUGUGACAUGGACCAGCCCAUCACAAGUGAGCUGUUUAAAAAUAAACUGGAUGAAUAUGUCAGAGCCCUGCCUCAGUUUUCUACAAAAGUUGCAUCAUGA